UUUCGCGGAAACUCGCGUUCGCCAACUCUGAAGGGGCAGGGACGCAAGGAAAUAUUUCCUAGCGUCCCAGCCCUUGUUACAUUUAUGAAGGACACGCGCAGAGACGAAAAGGCCCUAUCGACGCAUGCAAUGAUCGACUACAUGUGGCUACUAGAGCCUGAGUGGUGUGCUAGCUACGUGGACAGCCACAAAAGCCCUGGGCAGUCGCUAGAAAAAUGUGUCAACGCAUUUGCAAACGGUAAAUUGGUUUUCAUGGUUUACGACUUCACGUCUCAAAGGCCCCAAGAAGCCACGCUUCCGACAGUGGAGCUGCUCGAGAAACGCGUUGAGUUCUCCAUUGAACUUUGGAACAAGUACUCGACGUGGUGCCCUACGACACUCUUUAACGUGGAUGAGACGGCUAUCAAUUUUGAUGUGCCGCCGACACGGUUUUGGGCUGUCAAAGGCCGCAAGGACCCUGCCCGAAUUACCAAGAUGACGAAGCACACUGGCCGAAUGACAGCAGUUCUUACUGUUCGCGGUGAUGGGCAUAAGCUGCCAAUUCUCUUCAUCAUUCGGGGUAAGCUCGGCGGCGACAUCGACAGCGACGAGCUGCCACACUAUCCACCCGGUCACUACUAC
Messenger RNA from Phytophthora sojae, 621 nucleotides. RefSeq lists its product as hypothetical. Lineage: Eukaryota; Oomycota; Peronosporomycetes; Peronosporales; Peronosporaceae. The annotation marks the transcript as partial. The transcript has 4 exons. The record is from RefSeq and is a predicted model, not a curated record.